AGAGCUUCUAUGAAAGCCGAGUUAGGAAAAACUGGUAAAAUGUAAAAUCGGUCCUCCGACGUUGAAGGCCCGGCAAUUCACCCCUCUUCUCCGCUUUUCCCGGUUCCACAGUAGUACCAUUUUUCUUCAAUUAAAUAUACAAACGAAAAAAGGUCAAACAAAACUACCUUUUUUUUAUCUUUCCGCCUAUAUAACUUCCAUCUCUCUCAUUUUCUUCUCCUCCCCCUUUUCCUCUUCUUUCUCUCUUUCAAGUUAACAUCUCUUAUUGAGCAACAUUUUUCUUAAAGCUACUUUUGAUUUCUAUUCCAUGGAGAAAGAUUACUUCAUGAAUGGUGGAAUUACUAAUCCGCCCCUUCAAUUCGAACCCACUAUGACAUUCCCUUCUAACUGGAAUUCCCUACAUUCAGGGCAGUCUUCUGAUUUUUUCCUCAACCCCAAUUGGGAUCACGACUCUACACAUCAAUUUGACUCAACUUUGAACUCAAUAGUGUCUUCUUCCCCUGCUGAAUUAAUUGGUAAAGUGACCACAGUUUGCAGCUCCCCUCAACCGCCAUUCAACAAUAAUAAUACUAAUAAUUCAUGUUACACUACACCGAAAUUACAAAUGCCCAAUUUGGGAAAUUCACUUCCUUUAAAUCCUCCUCCUGUUCCAUUGCCUGCUGUCUCUGCUGAUCCUGGUUUUGCCCAAAGAGCUGCUAAAUUUUCUUGUUUUGGUAGCCGUAGUUUUAACGGUAGAACAAGUCCAUGGGGGGAAUUGACACAUAGAUAUGCUCAACAAUUGGGGAAUGGAAAGUUGCCUAGAGUUUCGAGUAGCCCUUCUUUGAAGCAAGCUGGAUCCCCUUUGCAAAUCAAGAAUUCGGGCCAAACAAGGAUGGAAUUGAUGUCUACAAAUUUGUGCAGGCCUGUCACUAAUUCUAAUGAGCCUGUUUCUGAGCCAAGUGGAGAAACAGGGCCAAAAACUCCAACUGAAUUGAAUUCUACUAGAAAAAGAAAAACAGCUUCAAGAGGGAAAACAAAAGAAGAUGCCCCUGCAAAUGGAAACAUGGGAGGUGAAGGUGAUGAUAAUGCAAGAACAAAGCGAUGUAAACAAGUAGAAGGUAAUGAGACAGAAACUGGAACAGUUAACAUGGAGGAAACAAAGGGCAAUGAAGGUGAUGAAACUCAAAAUCAAACUAUAGAAAAUCAAAAGCCUCCUGAGCCACCAAAGGACUAUAUUCAUGUUAGAGCAAGGAGAGGACAAGCUACUGAUAGCCAUAGUCUAGCUGAAAGAGUCCGACGAGAGAAGAUUAGUGAAAGAAUGAAGCUUUUACAAGAUCUUGUACCAGGCUGUAAUAAGGUGACAGGAAAAGCAUUAAUGCUUGACGAAAUUAUAAAUUAUGUACAGUCACUGCAACGACAAGUCGAGUUCCUAUCCAUGAAGUUGGCUUCAGUGAACCCAAGUUUGGAUUUUCCAGCAGAAAAUCUUCUUCCAAAGGAUAUAUGUCAACCAAAUGGCUCUCUGCCCCAACCUGUUUUCCCAGUAGAUUACCAACAACCCCGGCAACAACUUUCCAGUGAUAUUCCUAAUGGGGUACUAAGCCAAUGCUCGGCGAACACGUUAGAUAACUCACUGUUUCGCACUCUAGGAAUGCAAUUGCCUUCCCUAGAUGGACUUGGUCAAUAUCUUAAUCAGUUCCCUACAAUGUGCGAGGAUGACCUGCAAAGCAUUGUGCAGAUGGGAUUUACCCAAAAUCCCAACAAGGAUCUGACAUUGCAGUCACAAAGUUUUCCUGGGCCUCAUCAAACGUCUCACAUNAUUUAG
Messenger RNA from Nicotiana tabacum (common tobacco), 1801 nucleotides. Its product is annotated as transcription factor bHLH62-like. NCBI's taxonomy places the organism in Eukaryota, Viridiplantae, Streptophyta, Magnoliopsida, Solanales, Solanaceae. Gene Ontology annotation, molecular function: DNA-binding transcription factor activity; protein dimerization activity. Gene Ontology annotation, biological process: regulation of DNA-templated transcription. Gene Ontology annotation, cellular component: nucleus. The record is from RefSeq and is a predicted model, not a curated record.